UACCGCCCCACGGCUUCCCAUCAUUAUUACACCAUCAAUCGGAGCUCGCUCACUCACUCUGCUCCCCGCUCCAUUCGCUUGUCAGACAACGCUAGCUAGCGCUAGCAGCGAAGAAAAAAAAAAGGCCUAGACGCCGACACGCCAACGGCAGCGGCUUGCCGACACCCAAUGGACGCGCGGCGGCGGCUGUGCCUGGUCGCGGCGGUGCUGCUCGCCGCGGCGGCGGCGGCGGAGGGGUACAACAUCACCAAGAUCCUGGGCGAGCACCCGGAGUACUCGCAGUUCAACAAGCUGCUGACGCAGACGCGGCUGGCGGCGGACAUCAACAAGCGGCGCACCAUCACGGUGCUGGUGGUAGCCAACGGCGAUAUGGGCGCGCUCGCCGCCGGCCGCACGCUGCAGACCAUCCGCCACAUCCUCCAGAUGCACGUCCUCGUCGACUACUACGGCGCCAAGAAGCUCCACCAGCUCGCCCACGGCGUCACCGCCUCCUCCUCCAUGUUCCAGGAGUCCGGCGCUGCCCCCGGCAUGUCAGGUUACGUGAACAUCACGCAGCACCGUGGCGGGCACGUGACGUUCACGGCGGAGGACGCGUCGGACAGCGCGUCCCCGGUGAGCUUUGUGAAGUCCGUAAAGGAGAUCCCCUACGACCUGUCGGUGCUCCAGAUUAGCAAGGUGCUCUCCUCCCCGGAGGCCGAGGCGCCCGUGGCGGCACCGGCGCCCGUCAACAUCACGGAGCUGCUCUCCAAGAAGUACUGCAAGAGCUUCGCGGGCCUUCUGGCCGCCGACGCCGACGCCUUCAGCACUGUCAACGCCACAAAGGACAACGGGCUCACGCUCUUCUGCCCCGUCGACGCCGCCGUGGCCAGCUUCAUGCCCAAGUACAAAAACCUCACGGCGAAGGCCAAGACGGCCAUCCUGCUCUACCACGCCGUGCCGGACUACUACUCGCUCCAGCUCCUGACGUCCAACAGCGGCAAGGUGAGCACGCUCGCCACGUCCAGCGUCGCCAAGAAGGACUACAGCUUCGACGUGUCCAAGGACGGCGAGACGGCCGCGCUCGACACCAAGGUUAUCACGGCGUCCGUCACGGCCACCGUCAAGGACGACGACCCGCUCGCCGUCUACGCCGUGUCCAAGUUCUUGCAGCCCAAGGAGCUGUUCAAGGUCGCCAAGGACCUCGCGCCGGCGCCGGCGCCCGAGGGCCCCAAGAAGAAGAGCAGCAAGAAGAAGCCCUCUGCCGCCUCAUCGCCCUCCGACGACGACGACGACUCAGCCGCGGACUCGCCAGACGACGACUCCGGGUCCGAUGUUGACGCUGCCGACAAGGCCGGCGCCGCACCGCCCAUGCUUGCCAGGUGGGUCACGGCUGCAGCGGCCACCGUCGCGGCGUUGGCCUUGGCAACCUAAAUUAAGGUUUGAAUUCGUGUAUUCUGUGCUGGAUUCUCUCGUUUUUUGUCUGUCGAUUCUGUCCCCUGUUAGUGCAAAAAACAAUAAUGAGGAGGGCCGUUUAUUUAUAUUAAUUUAUUAUUGCUGCAUCCAGAGAAAAAGAAAAGAGGAACUUCGACGGCAUGGUUCUAGCAGUUUGAAUUUUUGUUUAUUUUGUUUUCUUGUAAUCAUAGUGGUCAAUGGGAUUGGACCAUUGAAAUGUGUGUUUAUAUAUAUACUCUGCAUAUAUAUGAAAAAACAUUGUUGAGUUUAGAAUGCCA
Molecule: messenger RNA, 1709 nt
Organism: Brachypodium distachyon (stiff brome)
Lineage: Eukaryota; Viridiplantae; Streptophyta; Magnoliopsida; Poales; Poaceae
Product: fasciclin-like arabinogalactan protein 2
Exons: 2
Coding region: 169-1410 (413 amino acids)
Cellular component (GO): plasma membrane
Source: RefSeq, a predicted model, not a curated record